Aspergillus novofumigatus IBT 16806 is the source of this 425-nucleotide messenger RNA. RefSeq lists its product as uncharacterized. The record is from RefSeq and is a predicted model, not a curated record. NCBI's taxonomy places the organism in Eukaryota, Fungi, Ascomycota, Eurotiomycetes, Eurotiales, Aspergillaceae. The coding region runs from base 1 to 309 and encodes 102 amino acids. The transcript has a single exon.
AUGCAGUUCUCCUCCAUCCUUACCGUGGCCAUUGCUGCCCUCCUCACCGCUCCCUCUCUGGCCUGCAAAUGCUACGUGAACGGCAACCGCGACGACGGCCGUACCCAUUCCUGCUGUGACCAGCUCCACGGCACCUUCCGCUUUGGCAACGAUUGCCAGGCGGGAUCCAUCUCGGAGCAUCUCUCCAACUUUCGCAGAUGCUGCGGCGGAUCGUCCGACUGCGACUAUCCCGGUCUUGCAUUGGAGGAGACCGAAGUAGAUUAUAUCAAGACCAUCGUGGCUCUUCCUACCGCUGCGGCGUCCAUCUAGACUCACUCUGAGAUGGCUGUCGGGCUCUGUUGUGACAUGAACGGUGAUUGAUUCUUGGACCUCAGAACAAAUGGUGUGCUCCGAAUUUCUCGAGAUUAUUUGUUGGCUUGCAAGGG